UGGCAACCUCUCGGGUUCAGUUAUUCAGUGGCAGUGGCAGAUCGACAACGUGAGCGAGAAAAGAUUCUGGCCGAGUGGAAAAUGUUCGGAAAAUUGUUGGUGCUGGUGCUUGUUCUGAUUGGUAUUGGUUCAGUGUCAGCAACUUCGCUGAAUGAAACCGAAAUGAUUGUGCGCAAGGAACCUUGUACGAAACUGGAAUAUUAUGAUAGGUUCAGAAGAAGAUGUCAAAAUUUCCCCGGUGGAGGCUACUUUGUCAUAGCAGAUCACUCUGCCAAAUGUACCAACGACGACCAAGGCAUGCACAAGUUCGAUCGAAACGACUUCUACUACGUUUGUCACCCGGAUGGUGUUAUGAUAGGGAUGUGCCCUACGGAUAUGGUAUUCAACGAAACGGAGGGAAGGUGUGUUGAAAGAAAUUGGACCUCAGCCAAAACCAUUAGAGUAUAUGACGAGUCGGAAAACUGUGAUGUUGUAGUUCCGAACUGCAAUCAGCCUGGUGUCUUCCCCGUUCCUUCAAAUUGCUCGUUUUAUUACGAUUGCCAGGAGUACCGCCAUGGAUAUCAACAGUUUGUCUAUCGGUGUCCAUACCAUACAAUGUAUCAUCCAGAAUUACAUCGGUGUACAACUAUGACGAGGUGUUACCCCAUCCCUUACGAGAUCUUCGAUCGCUUUAGUGGCGAAUAUUUUCCUCAGUGUGUUGCACGAGGACAGUUUCGAACGUCCAAUGACUGCAAUCUAUACUACCGGUGCAUUCCUAACAUGGAUGGAUCAUAUUUUCAAAUCCGAUACGAAUGUCCUCCCUCGAUGGAAUACAGCGUGGAACUAGAGCGUUGUGUUCCAAGGCAUACAGACGAAUGCCGUUGUUUACCAUUAGUCAAAAUCAUUUCAGAUUACUUAGCAAAGCACAAUCUGACGGAUUGUGAGAGUGUCCCUCGGCUAACAACUGCUGUUAGUACUAUAAAUACAACUAUAACAGCCAGCGGCCGAUGUUCGUGUACAACUUCAACGCCAAGUUCGGAAUGUUCACUCGCAACUACGAAGUCAGAACCAACUACAGAGGCUCAGCGAACUGCAGCUACACCUGCUUCGAGUACAGUCAAAUCCACUCCAAUUCCCAUAUCUACCAAAAGGAUUCGAACAACUACAGAAGUGUUUAUCACCACUCCAACUACCAAGCUUGUAACCUUUUCGACCCAGCCUCCAACAACGCCAGAUGAAAGCCAUGAAACUGUUACCGAUAUCGAUGACGUCACAACCGAAACACAUGUCCCGUCCACCGAUAUUCCAAUAUCCACCAAUACACCAGUUGUAACCGAAAUACCUACAAGUGUUGCUACAACUGACCUACCCGAUAUACCGACUGAUCUUACAACUCCUUUUGAAACCGAAGAACCAACACUCGCGACUGAACCUUCAACGAGUGCAACCGAGAAAACCGCUGAAGAUUUCACAUGGGAUCAAAUGUUCUAUAAAAGAAAUAAAACCACUACUGCCACGCCUACCACCUCAGCUACAACCUCGUGUAUCCAAUUCGCCUCCAACGAGUCCGAUUUCCCGGACUCGGACUACUGGGACAAAAGCCUGUCUCGAGAAUCGUGGGAGAUUGCAACCGAAUUGCCUGCUGCGGCGAUCGACAAAUGCAACAAUGUGUACUGCCUAAAUAUCAACCCAGGUGGACUGAACUGCGAGCAGGUCAAGGGACGCCAACACGGCCGGAUGAUGAUUCCCGGUUACAUCAUACGCUACCGGCAGCGUUCCAACGCGAAACACAAGCGAGACCCCAAGCUGGAUGCUGGAAUCGAGCUGCGAUUGCGUUUCCCGAAUUCGUACCGCAUUGAAGCUAUCGCGAGAAAGGACCUCCAUCAGGUGGAGCAGUAAUUUUGUACGGUUGUUUUUGAGUUUGUUGUUGUUGGUCAUUCUUGAAU
Molecule: messenger RNA, 1925 nt
Organism: Wyeomyia smithii (pitcher-plant mosquito)
Lineage: Eukaryota; Metazoa; Arthropoda; Insecta; Diptera; Culicidae
Exons: 7
Coding region: 82-1878 (598 amino acids)
Cellular component (GO): extracellular region
Molecular function (GO): chitin binding
Source: RefSeq, a predicted model, not a curated record